CGUCCACCGUGUUACCGUAUUCCCACUAUAUAAACAAACACACCAAAUCCCUUUUUCCCUCCCACCAAAACCCCAAAUACAAGAAUUUGCAAAACCAAACCAAAUUUAUUUAAAUUAAAUUAAAGAUGGGAAACACAAUAGGAAUAAGGAGUAAGAAGGCGAAGGUUAUGAAGAUAGAUGGCGAGACUUUUAAGUUGAAAACACCGGCAGUAGCAAACGACGUCGUAAAGGACUACCCAGGUCACGUUCUUCUUGAUUCCCAAGCCGUUAAGCACUUCGGCCUACGUGCCAAGCCUCUUGACCCCGACCAGUCGUUAAAGCCCAAGAAGAUCUACUUCUUGGUUGAAUUACCCAAGGUUAAGCCCGAAGUAGAGUCCGACGGGCUUCCUAGACGGGUACGCUCGAGUGGCGUGCGUGGCAUCAACGCAAAAGAAAGGCUUGAGCUUCUUGCGCUCUCCAAACGCUCCGCUUCGGAUCUCACGCUCGUGAGACCUGAAGCGGGGAUCAAUGGUGGGCCCACUAGGGUCCGGAUGCGGUUGCCCAAGGCCCAACUUGAGAAGUUGAUUGAGGAGAGUAACAACGACGGUGCUGAGGUGGCAGAGAAGAUCAUGAAUAUGUAUAUGGCCGGUGCCG
Molecule: messenger RNA, 633 nt
Organism: Arachis ipaensis
Lineage: Eukaryota; Viridiplantae; Streptophyta; Magnoliopsida; Fabales; Fabaceae
Product: plastid movement impaired 2
Source: RefSeq, a predicted model, not a curated record